AUGAACAAAGUUUUGAAAUCUCAUAAACACAACAUCUCCGAUAUAAAUGAACUUCUUCUGAAAGCAGAUGUUGACAACAAAGCUGACAAAGAAUAUGUAGACGAUGCAAUAGCAAAAGAAGAAGAAAGAGCUAACAAUGCUUAUGCAACAAAAGAACAUACUCAUCCUGAACUAGCAGACAAAACAUAUGUUGACAAUAAAAUGUCAAGUGAAGUGACAAGAGCUGAAAACGAAUAUUCUAAAAAGACUCAUAUACAUUAUAUUAACCAAAUACCAAGUCUUAAGGAAACAUUAGAGACAAAAGCAGAUAAGACUCAUACACAUACCAUUGCAAAUAUUACAAACUUACAAGAAACCUUAAACAGGAAAAGUGACGUUGGACAUACACAUACCAUUGCAAAUAUUACAAACUUACAAGAAACCUUAA
Molecule: messenger RNA, 427 nt
Organism: Trichomonas vaginalis G3
Lineage: Eukaryota; Parabasalia; Trichomonadida; Trichomonadidae
Product: phage tail repeat-like family
Exons: 1
Source: RefSeq, a predicted model, not a curated record